AAUUAUUCCGUCGAAUUUCUAUGAUGCGUAUCAAUAUUUUUUGCUCAUAGAACAAGUGAUACACAUAAAAAAACUUGGAUUUAUCAGCUCGGAAGUACUUGGUUUGUAGUAGGGGAAAAUCCAAGCUUGUGGUAAAAAGUCGAACAUUCCCGACUUAUUAUUAGUGUUAAAAAAAUGUAAACAGUGUCUUCCUAAUACAAUAGUAGUAAAGUAUUUUUCACCAAUAAAUGACCAAUUAUUAAAAGUAAUUUUUCUAUCUAUAAUAACUCUUAUCAAAUGAGAGAUAAGCAAUAGUAAAAACGUUUUAUUAAAUGAAAUCACUCAGUGAUAAGUUAUAGGUAAAAGAAUUAAAUAAUAUAACCUAGCGCCUUUAUUAAUGAAAAAAUUAAACAAUGGAUCGUACACGAAAGCACAAUCAUUUAGACAUAUCAGAAAGUGGAACGUAUGCGUACUUGUCAAUUUGUUCUAUUUCUCUAUCAGAGCUGUUUCCUGGUGAAUGGAACCACCAAUUCAACAUAAAAUACAUAAAAGGUCUGUGCGAGUACCUGAAUGCUCCUGAAAAAGUAUCAGCUGUGAUGCUGGUCUUGGUUGACGGUAACUCUGGACAUACGGUUGAGCCUUACAUUGAACUUUUACUCCAAGAACCAAAUUUAAGUAAAAAGCCUAUUCUAAUUGUCCAAGAUGCUGUACUUUAUGCUGUACAAUGUGGAAUGAUAUCAGGUGAAUAUGACGCACGACAGAGAGUCCUUGCUCGUCGAUUAGCGGAAUUAUUAAAUGUUCCAUUUGAUUUGAUAGAGCUGUAUGAACAUUCAUUGGUUGAAUUAUUGAGUAAAGAUGAUACCGAUCGUGCUGAAGAAAAUGACGCAGAAUCAAAGAGACGGGACAAGAUACGUAAAAUAAAACGGUAUACGUCAAUAGGAAUAGCAACGGUUGCAGGAGGUACGUUAAUAGGACUAACUGGUGGUUUAGCAGCUCCAUUCAUCGGCGUAGGAGUCGGAACAAUCUUGGGAGGUGCAAGUGCAGCUGCAUUGACAAGUACUGCAGGUGUAGCAAUAAUAGGUUCAAUCUUCGGAGUCGCGGGUGCUGGACUAACUGGCUACAAGAUGAACAAGAGAGUAGGAAAAGUUGAAGAAUUUAGUUUCGAGCCACUGUCACGCUUCUGUAAUACGGACCAGCAGUUGCACGUCGCGAUAGCUGUGACAGGUUGGUUGAAGAAUCAGGACAUCGAUAACGUGAGAAAACCCUGGAAGUGUUUGGCUAUUUCUCGGGAACAGUACGCGCUGAGAUACGAAACCAAGUAUUUAAUUGAAAUGGGGCAAGCGCUAGAGUACAUACUGAGUAUGGCGGUAUCAUUUGCUACCCAGGAAGCUCUUAAAUACACUAUACUCGCGGGAAUAAUGAGCGCAAUAGCUUGGCCAGCUGCUUUGCUAUCAAUCGCUUCAGUGAUUGACAAUCCUUGGUCUGUUUGCUGUCGCAGAAGUUCUGAAGUUGGUAAGCAUCUUGCUCAUGUCUUGCUUUCAAGGGAACACGGCAAACGACCAGUUACUUUGAUCGGGUACAGUCUUGGUGCUCGGGUUAUUUUUUACUGUCUCAGAGAAUUGGCUGAGGUCGGAAACGCCGAAGGAAUAAUUCAAGACGCCAUCAUGCUGGGCGCUCCGGUGACUGACAAAUCUACUCAGUGGGAAAAAUGCUCGCGGGUCGUCGCUGGUAAAAUUAUCAACGGGUACUGCAACGCUGAUUGGCUUCUUAGAUUUUUGUACCGCACUUUGUCCAUGGCCACAGGUGUUGCUGGUCUUGCGGAAGUUAAGUGUCCAAGGGUCACCAAUAUCGACCUCACCAGCAUUAUUUCUGGACAUACUGAGUACUCGGAUAAAUUGGUUGAAAUAAUGGAAUUUGUUGGUGUCAAAACCCGGUCUGCUGAUGUUCUAGAUGACGAAGGCGUCUUGAAAAAGUCUACGUCUGAUUACACUGAAAUGGGACGUUCUCGUAAAAGUACUUACAGUAACACGAAGCUUAGAAUCAGAGCUUCGAAAUCCGAUGAGUGCCUCAAUAUCCUUCCAAUGUGAAUAUUUUUAUAUAAUUGUUUUUAUAGGUGACCAUCUUUUAUUUCUCAUGCAAUAAUUAGGGUAGAAGUACCGGUUUUGGUCAUUUUAGGACCAUUUUUGGCCACUUGAUAUUUUCGUUAAUUUGUAAAAAAUUUAACUAUUCAAGUAGAAUUUUUAUAGAAUUUAUGGAUUAGUAACUUUAUACAAAUUGAAUUCAUAACGUCUUGCGCUUAUAGAAAUAUUUAUACAAUAAUUUGAAAUUAAAGUGGCCAAAAAAGGUACACUAGCCACAAACGGUACUUCUACCCUACCUACGACAAAAUUUCUCAUCAAUAAUUUCUUGUGCAAUAUUUUAUCAUAUCUUCAAAUAUAUUUUCUCAUACAAAAACU
Molecule: messenger RNA, 2435 nt
Organism: Cotesia glomerata
Lineage: Eukaryota; Metazoa; Arthropoda; Insecta; Hymenoptera; Braconidae
Product: transmembrane and coiled-coil domain-containing protein 4-like
Exons: 5
Coding region: 393-2066 (557 amino acids)
Source: RefSeq, a predicted model, not a curated record